GUAUGUUUGCAUACUUUGCAUGGUUUCUAUGAUAAAUUAUUGAGGGGACUGUGUUUGCAUGUUCUUUAGCCCACGUCCCGAUCUUACCUGUUUCAUAUAAUCUGCCUGCGCGAAGCGCGGAGGUCUGGGUCGAAAGAGGGCUAAACGGAUUCUUUUAUUAGUUCCCAAGCCUACCGCGUGGAUCCCACUCCGCUCAGGUUAUGCUAGUUUUGAUUUGAGCUUGAACCAGUGCGCUCCUUUGUAGCGUUAAGCGGCAUCUUUUCUUAAUAAGUUUAGUAUGAUAAAUGUGCCUGUAGAGGAAAAUCUACAUAGAAUCCUAGAUAUGGAGGACAAAGGAGAUGAACUUAAACCGAGGUGAACAGCCUCAGAUCAGCCUAGAUCUCCCUCGACUCAAAGGAACAAUCAACUCAAGAGAGGUGAAUCCUGAAAACUAAAUCGGCAUCUAGAAUGUCAAAGAAGCGUUCCGUUUUAAAGCUUGUUUUUCUUCUUGUUUCCGUGGCAUUGGUUCUGUUUUAUCACAUCAAGAAAAAGUAUUUUUUACCAAGAAAUACUUUAAUUUGUAAGAACCACAAUCAAACGGAUCAGUGGCUAAUUUUGUUCUGGUCGACAGUUUUCGGAAAACAACCACGUAUUGAGCUUAAAUGGAAUAGAAGUGACUGUCCUGUGGCAUGUCAGGUCACCUCUGAUCAUUCUCGAGCCUGUGACGCAGACGGCUUCGUGGUCCACGCCAGGGAUUCGCACAUGAUACCUCCAACAGAAUCUGUUCCGUGGAUCCUUUACACACAGGAAAAUCCAGUGUACACUCCCGUAAUGAACAACACCGAGUUUAUGUCCAGAUUUAAACUGUUAAUAAGCUACCGUUUAGAUUAUGAUUUUCCUUGGCCAACCUUUUAUAUGCCUGAGGCAACACCACCUCUAAGGUUUAAGGAAAAGACUAAACUAAUAAUGGCUGCAUUCUCAAACUGUGAGCCCGUGCGGACGGAAUACAUGAGACAAUUGAUGGAGUUUGUGCAGGUCGAUUCUUAUGGAGCCUGUCUUAAGAACAAAUAUGAUCUUGUGGAACGCUAUGGAACUAGGAACGGAUCAAACUUCUUAGAACUGAAAACUGAAUUGGCCAAACAGUACAAGUUUACUCUUGUAUUUUUUAAUCAGGACUGUGAUUAUUUUGUCGAUGCACAACUGGAUCAUGCUUUAAAUGCAGGCUCAGUUCCUGUGGUGAUGGGUACGGAUAAACUCGACGAGUUCCUGCCCGGCAAUCUUCGACGCUCAGUCAUUAAGGUCCGUGAUUUUAAGACCCCAAAAGAUCUUUCAGAUUAUCUUAAGUUCCUAAGCCGAAAUGAGACUGAAUAUAACAAGUAUUUGUCGUGGAAGUUGAAUGGAAUAGGAAACAUCACUGGAACCGCUAUUGGAAAAUUUUGGAAGCCAAAGUAUCCUCUUUAUUGCCAGAUCUGUGUGGCACUUUCAGAAGGAAGAAUACACGAAUAUGGGCUGGAGCCAAUACCGUGUAAGGCAAGGACUUAUGAAGCCUGGGGAAU
Molecule: messenger RNA, 1535 nt
Organism: Stylophora pistillata
Lineage: Eukaryota; Metazoa; Cnidaria; Anthozoa; Scleractinia; Pocilloporidae
Product: GDP-fucose protein O-fucosyltransferase 3-like
Cellular component (GO): membrane
Molecular function (GO): alpha-(1->3)-fucosyltransferase activity
Source: RefSeq, a predicted model, not a curated record